AUGGCCACAAUCAGUCUCCGCAAGGGCAACACCCGUCUUCCGCCGGAGGUAAACCGAGUCCUCUACGUGCGAAACCUUCCGUUCAACAUAUCAAGUGAGGAGAUGUACGAUAUUUUCGGUAAAUAUGGUGCGAUUCGCCAAAUCCGAAUCGGAACGAACAAGGAUACCAGAGGAACCGCCUUUGUAGUGUAUGAAGAUAUCUACGAUGCCAAAACAGCGGUGGACCACUUGUCGGGUUUUAAUGUCGCGAAUAGGUAUUUGAUUGUUUUGUAUUAUCAACAGGCGAAGAUGAGCAAGAAGUUUGAUCAGAAGAAGAAAGAGGAGGAGAUUGCUAGGAUGCAAGAGAAGUAUGGAGUUUCUACUAAAGAUAAGUAGACCUUUUAAUUCCGAAAAAAAAGUUAUUUUGUAUUUGGGGAUUUAGUUUCUUGUUCUUUAGUUAUAUGUUGUAGUGUAUAUUUGGAUGAUAUUGGUCUAAUACCAUGUUAUUUUAGCCUUUUUCAUCUAUUUGUCUUAUGACUGUUUGAUUCCUGUGAUAGUCUUUAAGUGUGUUUUUGAGCCCCUUAUUGAAUUUAGAGAUCUUAAUCCUUUAUUGUGGUUUGGAAUUGGAACCCUUUGUGUUAUGGAAGUUGAAUUUUGGUCUUUUGUUUUUGGAAA
Jatropha curcas is the source of this 654-nucleotide messenger RNA. RefSeq names its product RNA-binding (RRM/RBD/RNP motifs) family protein. Gene Ontology annotation, cellular component: U2 snRNP; catalytic step 2 spliceosome; precatalytic spliceosome. Gene Ontology annotation, molecular function: RNA binding. Lineage: Eukaryota; Viridiplantae; Streptophyta; Magnoliopsida; Malpighiales; Euphorbiaceae. Gene Ontology annotation, biological process: mRNA splicing, via spliceosome. The record is from RefSeq and is a predicted model, not a curated record.